Tachyglossus aculeatus (Australian echidna) is the source of this 2036-nucleotide messenger RNA. Its product is annotated as DNA repair protein REV1-like. Gene Ontology annotation, molecular function: DNA-directed DNA polymerase activity; deoxycytidyl transferase activity; damaged DNA binding. Gene Ontology annotation, biological process: error-prone translesion synthesis; error-free translesion synthesis. Lineage: Eukaryota; Metazoa; Chordata; Mammalia; Monotremata; Tachyglossidae. The record is from RefSeq and is a predicted model, not a curated record. The annotation marks the transcript as partial. The transcript has a single exon. Gene Ontology annotation, cellular component: nucleus.
ACUGAAAUCCUUGCAGAAACCAGACUCACUCCCGACGAAUUUGCAGAGGCUCUCCGAACUGAAAUCAAAGACCAAACUAAAUGUGCAGCCUCUGUUGGCAUGGGUUCCAAUAUUCUGCUGGCUAGAAUGGCAAGUCGGAAAGCAAAACCAGAUGGACAGUAUCACUUAAAACCAGAGGAGGUGGAUGAUUUUAUCAGAGGUCAGCUAGUUACCAACCUAUUAGGAGUUGGUCGGUCAGUGGAAUCCAAGUUGACGUCUCUGGGAAUUAAAACCUAUGGAGACCUUCAAUAUAUGACCAUGUCCAAGCUCCAGAAAGAAUUUGGCCCCAAGACAGGACAGAUGCUCUAUAGAUUCUGCCGCGGCUUGGAUGAUAGGCCUGUUCGAACAGAAAAGGAAAGAAAAUCUGUUUCAGCUGAGAUCAACUAUGGAAUAAGAUUUACCCAGCCUAAGGAAGCGGAAGCUUUUCUGCUGAGCCUUUCAGAAGAGAUUCAACGAAGGCUGGAAGCUGCCGGAAUGAAGGGUAGACGACUGAUGUUGAAAAUCAUGGUCCGAAAGGCGGGCGCCCCCGUGGAACCCGCGAAAUACGGAGGUCACAGGAUCUGCGACAACAUUGCCAGGACUGUAAUUCUUGAUCAAGCAACAGAUAGUGCCAAAAUAAUUGGUAAAGCAACCCUAAACAUGUUUCACACAAUGAAAUUGAAUAUAUCUGAUAUGCGGGGGGUUGGGAUUCUGGUGAAUCAGUUGGUUCCGAUCAGUAAAAGCUCUCCAGGUGAAGCCACUCACCCAGCAGCACAAUCUGUCCGUUUUCCUGGUGGAGCCCAUUCCAUCCUUGAUCUCUUCCAAGUUCAGAAGGCCAAGAAACCCGCAGAAGAGGAACACAAAGAAGUUUUUGUUGCUGCCAUGGACCUUGAAAUAUCAUCCGCAUCAAGAACUUUCCUGCCAUCUUUCACUACGCAUCUGACGUCCAGUCUCAGUCCGGUUCUGAGCAAAACGGAGCCUGCAGUGAAAUGGAAUGGCUUGCAUUCCCCAGUCAGUGUGAAAUCGAGACUGAAUUUCAGUAUUGAGGUUCCGUCCCCUUCCCAGCUAGACCAGUCUGUUUUCGAAGCCCUCCCCGCUGAUCUCCGAGAACAGAUAGAACAAAUGAACGCCAUGCAGCAGGGAGAGGCGCCCGUGGAGAAAAAGAAAGAGCCGCUGAACGGUUGUCACGCCGGGAUUUUGCCCCAGCCAGUGGGGACGGUUCUUUUACAAAUCCCCGAACUUCAAGAAUCAAGCAGCGAUGCGGGAGUCAGCGUAAUAGCCCUGCCAGCCCUCCCGCAGGUGGACCCUGAGGUGUUCGCCGCGCUUCCCCUCGAGCUUCAGGAAGAGCUGAAAGCGGCCUAUGAUCAGAGGCAGAGGCAGUUGGAAAACCCGCCCAAUCAGCAGCCAGCCAGCACGUCGGGGUUAAAAAAUCCUUUACUCCAGUUGAAGCAAGCGUCAGUGAAAAACAAGAAAAGAAACCGAAAAGCCAGCAGUGCAGUCAGCCCUGUGAAAGUGGCCCAGAGUCCUCUGAAGAACAGGCCACUCAGGAGCCCGGCUAAGUCCGCAGCGAUCCCCUGUGGGAAUCCCCAGAAGUUAAUAGAUGGCUUCUUAAAACAGGACGGCACAACGGCAAGUAAACCACAGAUGGAGCCGGUUGCCUCGACUUCAACUGUUCCAAGCCCCACCGCCUUGAAGCCUAGACCGCCAGCCCCCAGUCUGGCCGGAGCUGUGGAAUUCAACGACGUGAAGACCUUGCUCAAAGAGUGGAUCACCACCAUCUCAGAUCCCAUGGAGGAAGACAUCCUGCAGGUCGUGAAGUACUGUACUGAUCUAAUAGAAGAAAAAGACCUGGAAAAAUUAGAUCUGGUCAUAAAAUACAUGAAAAGGUUGAUGCAGCAGUCAGUGGAAUCUGUCUGGACUAUGGCAUUUGACUUCAUUCUUGACAACGUUCAGGUGGUUUUACAACAAACUUACGGAAGCACAUUAAAAGUUAUCUAAGCCUGGAGAAAGGAGCUGGG